Messenger RNA from Staurois parvus, 693 nucleotides. The record is from the annotation of a GenBank genome assembly. NCBI's taxonomy places the organism in Eukaryota, Metazoa, Chordata, Amphibia, Anura, Ranidae.
UUUCAGUCCACGCAAUCUCAAGAAGGGUUCAAGCUGGAAGAUCUAAAGAAACUAGAGCCAAUUCUAGACAACCUUCUAACCUACAAUAAAGAAUUCCCUUUUGAUGUACAACCUGUUCCUUUAAGGAGGAUUUUGGCACCUGGAGAAGAAGAAAAUUUGGAAGUGGAGGAGGAGGAAGAGGAUGGAGGUGCUGGGGUGGGUUCUCCAGACUCCUUUCCAGCCCGUGUACCGGGAACUCUUCUACCCAGACUACCUUCCGAGCCUGCGAUGACACUACUCACCAUACGAAUUGAAAAGAUUGGCUUGAAGGAUGCUGGCCAGUGUAUUGACCCAUACAUAACUGUCAGCGUGAAGGAUAUAAAUGGUAUAGACUUGACCCCUGUACAAGACACUCCCAUGGCGUCCCGGAAAGAAGACACAUAUGUUCAUUUUAAUGUGGAAAUUGAAAUUCAGAAACACAUUGAAAAAAUCACAAAAGGGGCAGCUAUUUUCUUUGAGUUCAAGCACUACAAGCCGAAGAAGAGGUUUACAAGCACAAAAUGUUUUGCCUUCAUGGAGAUGGACGAGAUCAAAUCGGGACAGAUAGUAAUAGAACUCUACAAGAAGCCAACGGACUUUAAAAGGAAGAAACUACAGCUGCUAACCAAGAAGCCUCUGUAUCUGCACUUACAUCAGACGUUACAUAAAGACUGA